Microstroma glucosiphilum is the source of this 1038-nucleotide messenger RNA. RefSeq lists its product as hypothetical. Gene Ontology annotation, molecular function: protein binding. NCBI's taxonomy places the organism in Eukaryota, Fungi, Basidiomycota, Exobasidiomycetes, Microstromatales, Microstromataceae. The record is from RefSeq and is a predicted model, not a curated record. The transcript is spliced from 2 exons. The coding region runs from base 1 to 1038 and encodes 345 amino acids.
AUGGACUUCUCCCUCCUUUUCGCCAACAAGAUCCUCUUUGUGACGCUUGUCCUAGCAACCAUCGGAUGGCUCGUCGCCUUCAUUGGCCAAGCAGCGGCAGAAGCAGACAAUGACACACCUCUGGGACGAGUAUGGUUUGGCAUCUUUGUGCAACUGUUCGUCAUCCUAGGCGUCGCAGUCACCCUUGCUUCUGAUUCUAUUGGCAUGGCUAGACUGCAGCUCACCGCCUGGAUCGUCGUCGCCCUCGUACUCGCUGUUCUGGGCAUCGAUGAGGGCAUCUACUCAUCUACAUCGUCCUACGAGGCCAUGGCGGCAGGGUACUUUAUCCUCACAAUCGUCAACAUCAUCUGGCUAUUCUUCUUCACAUCGGAGGAAGGAUCUCCAAUCUUCAACCUCUUCCACUCCUGGGGCGGUGGCGGGCAGCUGUCAGGUGGUGGAGGCAUGGGCUUCGGAGGAGGCCGGAGAAACAGAGGCGCUACCGGCGUUCGUGGAGGGCCAGGCGGUAUGAGAAUGGGCAACAACAGCAACUCAGCAAAUGGCAACGGAUCGGCCUUUGGGGGAGGGUAUGGCUCAAGUGGUGCCGCAUACCAACCUGCGUACGGGCAAUCUCCGUCCACGGCCGAUGUGACCGGCGGUAACAAGGCGCAGCGCAACGGAGGCGGAAGCCAAGCGGGCUCAGACAUGGGAGGAGCGCACACUGCGGCCCGGUCAGCUUCGCAACAUCGCAACCUUACCCCUCAACAUUCCUCGGCAGCCCUGGCGGCUGCUGGUGGCGCCGCAGGAGGGGACGGCGCCAGCUCGCCGUCGCAUUACACCACCAAUGCUCCUUCCGUCGGGGCUGCUGAUCCUCUACCAGGCUAUGGCUACAAGGCAAGAGCCCUGUACGCCUACAGCGCCAACCCGGACGAUCCUACGGAGAUUGGCUUUGCCAAGGGAGAGAUCCUGAACAUCGUGGACAAUAGCGGCAAGUGGUGGCAGGCCAAGAAGGAUACAGGAGAGACGGGCAUUGUGCCGAGUAACUACAUGCAAUUACUGUAA